AUGGCCUACCAUGGCGUCCCAGGCGGCUACGACCACGAUGCCAUAAACAACGACCAGUACCACAACCAGCACGAGUCCGACGAGGAGGUCGAGCGCUCGCUCCUCCAUACCAACCCUACCGGAGCCUACCAGGGCCCCUUCGACGACACACACUCGCACACGCCGGCUCCUCUUGACCACGGCUACAGCUUGACAGAGUCCUACGCCGACAACACACACCAUGUGCCUCCGUACGACAGCUAUGACGAGUACCGAGGUACUACCCUCGAGGACCCGGGAUACCAGCCCGCCGGUUCUCCAGUAUCUCGUGCCGCUACAACAUCGACCGAAGCAUGGGAAGCAAGAGCAGCAAUUGGCGGUCCGGCUGCUGGCGGCGGUGGUCUGAAGCGCAAUGCCACACGUAAGGUCAAGCUGGUACAGGGCAACGUCCUGAGUGCCGACUACCCUGUGCCUAGCGCUAUCCAGAAUGCCGUCCAGGCCAAGUACAGAAACGACCUUGAGAGCGGCAGUGAGGAAUUCACCCACAUGCGCUACACUGCGGCGACAUGCGACCCCAACGACUUCACCCUCAAGAAUGGUUACAAUCUUCGUCCGGCCAUGUACAACCGUCACACCGAACUCCUGAUCGCAGUGACGUACUACAACGAAGACAAAGUCCUGACCGCUCGUACUCUGCACGGUGUCAUGCAAAACAUCCGAGAAAUCGUCAACCUUAAGAAGUCCGAAUUCUGGAACAAGGGUGGUCCGGCAUGGCAGAAGAUUGUCGUCUGUUUGGUCUUUGACGGUAUCGACCCUUGCGACAAGGGUACCUUGGACGUCCUGGCAACCAUCGGUAUUUACCAGGACGGAAUCAUGAAGAAGGAUAUUGACGGCAACGAGACGGUUGCUCACAUUUUCGAGUAUACCACUCAGCUCUCAGUCACGGCCAACCAGCAACUUAUCCGUCCCCUCGACGAUGGCCCGACGACUCUGCCUCCAGUGCAGAUGAUGUUCUGUCUCAAGCAGAAGAACAGCAAGAAGAUCAACUCGCACAGAUGGCUGUUCACUGCCUUUGGUCGCAUCCUGAACCCCGAAGUUUGUAUCCUGCUCGAUGCCGGAACCAAGCCUGGCCACAAGUCCCUGCUUGCACUGUGGGAAGCUUUCUACAACGACAAGGAUCUUGGUGGUGCUUGUGGUGAGAUUCACGCCAUGUUGGGCCCUCGCUGGAAGAACCUUACCAAUCCUCUGGUCGCCGCUCAGAACUUCGAGUACAAGAUUUCCAACAUUCUGGAUAAACCGCUGGAAAGUUCGUUCGGAUAUGUCAGUGUUUUGCCUGGUGCUUUCUCUGCCUACCGUUUCCGCGCCAUCAUGGGUCGCCCUCUUGAGCAAUACUUCCACGGUGAUCACACCUUAUCCAAACAGCUUGGUAAGAAGGGUAUCGAAGGCAUGAACAUUUUCAAGAAAAACAUGUUCUUGGCCGAGGAUCGUAUUUUGUGUUUCGAGCUGGUCGCAAAGGCUGGUUCCAAGUGGCAUCUUACCUACGUCAAGGCCUCCAAGGGUGAGACCGAUGUUCCCGACAGUGCUCCUGAAUUCAUCGGUCAGCGUCGUCGUUGGCUGAACGGAUCUUUCGCCGCCUCCAUCUAUUCUCUGAUGCACUUCGGUCGCAUGUACAAGAGUGGUCAUAACAUUGUCCGCAUGUUCUUCUUGCAUCUCCAGCUCAUCUACAACAUCGCUCAGCAAAUUCUUACUUGGUUCGCUCUCGCUUCUUACUGGUUGACCACUACCGUCAUCAUGGAUCUUGUCGGUACCCCCAGCUCGUCCAACAACCAAAAGGCUUUCCCGUUCGGCAAUGACGCUACUCCUAUCAUCAACACCAUCAUCAAGUAUAUCUAUCUCGCAUUUGUCCUCCUCCAAUUCAUUCUGGCUCUCGGAAAUAGACCAAAGGGUUCGAAGUUUACCUACAUCGUCUCAUUCUGCUGGUUCGGCCUCGUACAGCUUUACAUCACUGUCGAUGCGCUAUAUCUGGUUGUCCACGCCUUUACGGGUGGUCCAGGCUUCGAUACAGACAGUGCUUCCGACUUUGUACAGUCCUUCUUCUCUUCAACGGGACCCGGUAUCAUUGUUAUCGCUUUGGCUGCAACCUUCGGUCUCUACUUCGUCGCUUCCUUCAUGUACCUCGACCCCUGGCAUAUGUUCACCUCAUUCCCUCAGUACCUUCUGAUCAUGAGCUCGUACAUCAACAUCCUCAACGUCUACGCCUUCAGCAACUGGCAUGAUGUGUCUUGGGGAACCAAGGGUGCCGACAAGGCCGAUGCACUGCCUUCAGCCAAGACAGAAAAGGCUCAAGAUGGUAAAGCGACGGUCAUAGAGGAAGUCGAUCUGGCACAAGCGGACAUCGACUCGCAGUUCGAGACUACUGUCAAGCGUGCUCUCACGCCUUACGUUGCUCCCAAGGACAAGGAAAGCAAGUCGCUGGAGGAUUCAUACAAGAGUUUCCGUACUCGUCUGGUCACCUUCUGGAUUUUCAGUAACGCCCUCCUUGCCGUCGCCAUCACCAGUGAUAACUUUGAUAAGUUCGGUUUCACUAGUGGUGCUAGCAAGCGCACUGCAAGAUUCUUCCAAGCUCUGCUCUGGGCCAACGCCAUUGUUGCCCUCGUCCGCUUCUGCGGUUGCUGUUGGUUCCUUGCCAAAUCUGGUCUGCUGUGUUGCUUCGCACGCAGAUAA
Molecule: messenger RNA, 2703 nt
Organism: Aureobasidium pullulans EXF-150
Lineage: Eukaryota; Fungi; Ascomycota; Dothideomycetes; Dothideales; Saccotheciaceae
Product: chitin synthase, class
Exons: 4
Coding region: 1-2703 (900 amino acids)
Cellular component (GO): cell periphery; cell septum
Molecular function (GO): chitin synthase activity
Source: RefSeq, a predicted model, not a curated record